Fraxinus pennsylvanica is the source of this 570-nucleotide messenger RNA. Lineage: Eukaryota; Viridiplantae; Streptophyta; Magnoliopsida; Lamiales; Oleaceae. The record is from the annotation of a GenBank genome assembly.
AUGCUUUAUGAUUCACCAUAUGUCAUGCUGGUGAAAAGUUGCUUCAUUGAUGAAAGCCUAUUUAAGAACAAGAGCAGCCCAUUCAGAAUGACUCGGCAUGGCAGGGACUUGAGAUUCUGCCAGAAGUGUUCUCGCUAUAAACCUCCGCGAGCCAAUCAUUGCCGUAUAUGUAAUAGAUGUGUCUUGAGAAUGGUUUUGCUUAUUGGUAGUCUAACUGCUCAUUCUGAGGAUGAUACAGAAGACUCUUUCAGAACUGUAUAUGUGAUUUCAGGGUUACUGUUAGUCCCAUUAAGCUUGGCAUUGGGUUUUUUCGUGGGUUGGCAUAUUUAUCUUAUUUUAAAGAACAAGACUACAAUUGAGUAUCGUGAAGGUGUAAGAGCUGUGUGGAUUGCCGAAAAAGGAGGGCUUCUCUAUUCACAUCCUUGUGAUAUCGGCGCAUACGAGAAUUUGAUAUCCAUUCUUGGUCCCAAUUUUCUUUUCUGGGUUUGCCCCACGUCACGACAUGUUGAUUCUGGCAUUCACUUUCGGACAAAAUAUGAUAUACUUGUUGGAACAUUGGCUGAGGAGUAA